ACAAUCCCAUGACCCCACGUCCUCCACAACCCGCAUGUGCUAUCACACCACACACCCCACGCCCCCUCGCCCAAACGCAUCUCGCACGCCACACGGGGCUGGAGCACCAGCAGCUCGCCGGAGCGGAGCACCAGCAGCCGCCCGCUGCCGGCCUCUGCCCGGCUCUGCCCGUCUCCACGCGCCGCCGGCCUCCGCCAGCAUCCGGCCCUGCCCAUCUACACGCGCCGCCGCCUACGCCCGCACACGUCCACUGCCCGUCUCCGCGCGCCGUCAGCCUCCGCCCGCAUCUGGCCUCGCCCGUCUCCGCGCGACACUGGCCUCCGCGCGCCGCCGGGGUCCGCCUCCGCUGCUCUCCUCUUCCUCCCUCUCUCCCUUCUCUCGAUUCGCGGGCCUCUGCCUCCGCUGCUCCCCUCUGCCGGCGGUGGGGCUUGGCGCUGACGGAGUUGAUGGGGUCCAAUGGAUCCGGGGAUUCGCGACCCGAUCCAGCGCCCGGAGGAGGGUGGCGAGCUCUGCCUUGGCGGCGGACGACUUGAGCUCCUCGCGGACGUCCAUGGUGGUGUUGGUGUGCUCCUGUCCAUGGAGAAAGGAAGGAGAAGGGGUGUGGCUGCUGGUUGCUGCUGCUCCGGUGAGCACAGGCACACGGUAUGGUUGCACGGAGGCGCGGCGUCCAGAUCGAACUCAUGUACUGUACUGAAGUGUAAUCCGUUUGGCUUGUGAAAUAUAGUUUUGUUUUGGAUCUGUUGGUGUAUACUGUGUAAAUAUAGUAGUUUGUGUUGUAAAAUCCAAUCAUUCUUGGAACAGUAAAUGUUUAUACUGU
This is a messenger RNA of Triticum aestivum (bread wheat), 817 nucleotides long. RefSeq lists its product as uncharacterized. The coding region runs from base 35 to 694 and encodes 219 amino acids. The record is from RefSeq and is a predicted model, not a curated record. Lineage: Eukaryota; Viridiplantae; Streptophyta; Magnoliopsida; Poales; Poaceae. The transcript has a single exon.